CGACUAUAAAAAUCACCAAAAAUUCAACAGAGGUAUCAGUUGAUCGACAAAAUUCGACUCAUAAACACAAUUAACACAAUGGCUUUCAAACUUGUUGUCCUGUGCGCCGCUCUGGCUUACGCAAACGCUGGACUUAUCCCAGCUGCCUCUCCAGCCACAGCAGUUAGUCAUGCUUACAUCUCUCAGCCUACCUUAGCUGUAGCUCAUGCUGCUCCUGUGGCCAUUCACGAUCCAGCUAUCGCAACCAGCCAACACAACGUCUACAGAUCUCUUGGAGGCAAUGCUGCCAUCUCCACCUACAGCAAAGCUCUCGACAGUGCCUUCUCCAGCGUACGCAAAUAUGACACUAGAGUGACCAACGACGCCACUCCUGUUUACGCUGUAGCUCAUGCUGCUCCAGUCGCCACUUACGCACAUGUUGCCCCAGUAGCCACUUACGCACAUGCUGCUCCAGUAGCCACUUACACUCACUCUCCCUCAAUUGCAACAUAUGCUGCUCCUCAUCAAGUGGUUGCCAAAACCGCCAUAGCUUACUCACCAUCUGUGGAAGUUUCCCACAUGACGUUUUCCGGACUUGGUGUAAACUACGCUUGGUGAAUGAGAAAAAUGCAUACAUGAAAUUAUUUAUUGAACCUAUUUAUUGAAAUAAAUUAUUUUAUCAUA
Messenger RNA from Coccinella septempunctata (seven-spotted ladybird), 663 nucleotides. RefSeq names its product larval/pupal cuticle protein H1C-like. The transcript is spliced from 2 exons. Bases 79 to 597 code for a protein of 172 amino acids. The record is from RefSeq and is a predicted model, not a curated record. NCBI's taxonomy places the organism in Eukaryota, Metazoa, Arthropoda, Insecta, Coleoptera, Coccinellidae.